This is a messenger RNA of Phodopus roborovskii (desert hamster), 792 nucleotides long. RefSeq names its product riboflavin kinase (gene Rfk). Gene Ontology annotation, molecular function: riboflavin kinase activity. The transcript has 4 exons. Lineage: Eukaryota; Metazoa; Chordata; Mammalia; Rodentia; Cricetidae. Gene Ontology annotation, biological process: FMN biosynthetic process; riboflavin biosynthetic process. The record is from RefSeq and is a predicted model, not a curated record. Gene Ontology annotation, cellular component: mitochondrion. Bases 164 to 631 code for a protein of 155 amino acids.
CGGAGGCUGCUCUGGCGGCAGGCGCCGGUAGCGGUGCGUGUCCCGCUCCGCCGGCACAGCUCCCGCAGGAUCCCCGGCUGGCCCGGGCCGGGUGGCCGCACUCACGGCGGCUCCGCCGCAGGCGCCGAGCGAGCAGCAGCCCGCGUCCUCCGAGGUCGGCGUCAUGAGGAGCCUGCCGUUCUUCUGCCGCGGCCAGGUGGUGCGUGGCUUCGGCCGCGGCUCCAAGCAGCUGGGCAUCCCCACGGCCAAUUUUCCUGAACAAGUAGUAGACAAUCUUCCAGCUGAUGUGUCCACUGGCAUUUAUUAUGGCUGGGCCAGUGUCGGGAGCGGAGAUGUCCAUAAAAUGGUAGUGAGCAUAGGAUGGAACCCAUACUACAAGAAUGUGAAAAAGUCCAUGGAAACCCACAUCAUACAUACCUUCAAAGAGGACUUCUAUGGGGAAAUUCUCAAUGUGGCCAUUGUUGGCUACCUCAGACCAGAAAAGAACUUUGAUUCUUUAGAAUCACUUAUUUCAGCAAUUCAAGGUGAUAUUGAAGAAGCUAAAAAGCAGCUGGAUUUACCAGAACAUUUGAAAUUCAAAGAUGACAAUUUCUUCCAAGUUUCCAAGGACAAAAUUAUGAAUGGUCACUGAAAAGUACCUUAUCUGUCCACUAACUGUAGUGUCUUGUUGCCUGUGAUACAAUCUCACCUUGGUCAUAUUUUAAAUGGAACCUUUCUCUGUAGCUGUCAAGUGGUCUUCAGCUAUUAACUCCAUCAUGUUAUAUAGUACUAAAAGAUUCAUUCAAAAAUCAA